This is a messenger RNA of Eruca vesicaria subsp. sativa (arugula), 288 nucleotides long. Lineage: Eukaryota; Viridiplantae; Streptophyta; Magnoliopsida; Brassicales; Brassicaceae. The record is from the annotation of a GenBank genome assembly.
AUGCCAUCUACAUGCGAAGUAUGUAUGAGUUCUUCGUCGUCCAUUUACUUGAUGACAGAAGGAAAAAAAAUCCAUCUUACUGGUGAGAGAGGAUUGUUGUUGGCCAAGUAUGUAGAUGGAAUGAUGAACUUAGCGCUUAGUGUUGAUGAUAGAGGAUUGGUUUACAACUAUCCUAGCUUUAGUCGUGAAUUUGUUGAUCGGAUUAAUUACAUGAUCACGACUUCGGUAUUCUCAAGCCAUUGGAUUACGAAAAACCUGAGGUGCUUAUGUUUUUACCGGAAAGAAUAG